AUGCUUGGCUUUCUCGUCGCCACGAUAUACCUUACUAGCAUUAACAAGGUCCUGGUAUUACAUACGGCUUCAUCCAUCGUGACAAUCCUUAUUACUGGCGGUACAGGAAAAACAGGCUCUCGCCUUGCCCGUCGUUUGCUCGAUGCCAAUUACUCUGUCCUGCUCACGUCCCGUAAAGGUGUUGUCCCAAAGCCUUUCAAGGGCAUAAAGUUCGAUUGGUACGACCCUUCAACCUUCCACAACCCUUUCGCUGCCGAUUCCAACAUCGACCGAAUCUAUAUUGUCGCCCCAGAUGGUGAUCGUGCAGGAGAGGUAAUCAGGCCCAUGAAGCCAUUCAUCGACUUGGCGGUGAGCAAGGGGGUGAAUCAGUUCGUUUUACUCAGCGCGACUACCUUUGAGGCCGAAGGCCCAGCUAUGGGCAAGGUACACGCAUACCUCUUGUCCUUGGGAGUCGAUUAUGCAGUUCUCCGACCCUCUUGGUUCUACGAAAACUUGCUGACCAUGUAUCUUCAUGACAUCAAGGAGAACAACACUAUCAUUACCGCUUCUGCAGAUGUGAAGAUUGGAUUUAGUCAUAAUACAGACCAUAUUCUCACUGGUCCCGAGCUGCUUUCUUACGACGAUGUGGCCCAAAUUCUUACAGACGUUCUAGGUCGCAAGAUAACACAUACAAGAAUCUCUGUCAGGGAGAUGAAGGAUAGAUAUAUUGCCUUUGGACUUCCAGAAGAUUUCGCCACAUUAUUAGCUUCGAUAGACGAGCUGAAUGCCUCCGGCGUUGAAGAGAGAAUUUUUGGGACUCCCGGAAAAGUCACAGGGAAGAGGACGCUGCGGGAUUUCGUAGAAGCCAAUAAAGAUAGUUUCUGA
This is a messenger RNA of Desarmillaria tabescens, 864 nucleotides long. RefSeq lists its product as uncharacterized. The coding region runs from base 1 to 864 and encodes 287 amino acids. The transcript has 5 exons. Lineage: Eukaryota; Fungi; Basidiomycota; Agaricomycetes; Agaricales; Physalacriaceae. The record is from RefSeq and is a predicted model, not a curated record.